AUGGCCGUCACGCAGGGGCACGCUGCCCCACCGCGCCUACGUGCUCGCAAGCCCGGGAGCAGAACCGACGUGGAUCAUGCUGCUCAGCAUGAUCGACGCGCGUGGAUCGCACAGCAGCGCAAGAACCGGCGUCUUCUGGCUUGGGGCGCCGCGCUCUUCCCCACUGACCGCAGUGAGGCUCUCGCUACACGCGUAACAGCAGGGCCCACGAAAGAGUCCGACAUUGAGCGCGUCAUGCUCCAGUCCGUGUCAGAUGCGCAGGCGCCGCACGUCGCUGCCGAGCGCGACCUGUCCCGUACGAGCCCUGGCGUACGCCGUUUGCUGUCCCAGCGCCGCGGCGCCAAUGCCUUGCUGGACGAGGCAGCCUCUCUCGGCCAGCUGGCCACGAUGCCCUCCUUCGCGCUCGGCCCGUCGCGGUACCCAUGCCGCCCCCUGUGCGACGUGUGUGGGUACUGGGGGCAAGUCACGUGUAUGGUGUGUGGAGAAGCGCUGUGCUCGCGUUCGUGCCGCCAAACGCAUCUGGAGACGCGGUGCGAGAAGCAUGCUUAG
Malassezia restricta is the source of this 549-nucleotide messenger RNA. Its product is annotated as zinc finger HIT domain protein 1. The record is from RefSeq and is a predicted model, not a curated record. Gene Ontology annotation, cellular component: Swr1 complex. Gene Ontology annotation, molecular function: nucleosome binding. Bases 1 to 549 code for a protein of 182 amino acids. The transcript has a single exon. Gene Ontology annotation, biological process: chromatin remodeling. NCBI's taxonomy places the organism in Eukaryota, Fungi, Basidiomycota, Malasseziomycetes, Malasseziales, Malasseziaceae.